CACCGCAGGAUGUCUGGCUUCGACGACCCCGGGGUUUACUACAGCGACAACUUCGGAGGAGGAGAGGCUCCCGGCGGGGACGAAGGCGGACAGAAGCGCGUCCAGAUCAAGAAGAGGUUCCGCGAGUUCCUGCGCCAGUUCCGAGUGGGAACCGACCGGACCGGCUUUACGUACAAAUACAGGGAUGAGCUGAAGCGGCACUACACCCUGGGGGAGUUCUGGGUGGAGGUGGAGAUGGAGGACCUCGCCAGCUUCGACGAAGAUUUGUCCGACUGCCUUUACAAGCUGCCCACCGAGAACCUGCCCCUGCUGGAGGAAGCUGCCAAGGAGGUAGCAGACGAGGUGACCCGUCCCCGGCCCGUUGGCGAGGAGACGGUGCAGGACAUCCAGGUCAUGCUGAAGAGCGACGCCCAUCACGCUUCCAUUCGCAGCCUUAAGUCGGAGCAGGUGUCCCGCCUGGUGAAGGUGCACGGCAUYGUCAUCUCGGCCACGGCCGUCAAGGCRAAGGCCACCAAGGUGUGCCUGCAGUGUCGCGGUUGCCGCGGCGUCCUGCCCAACAUCCCGCUGCCACCGGGCCUGCAGGGCUACGCUCUGCCACGCAAGUGCAACAGCGAGGCCAUGGAGCAGCAGACCAUCUCCAUCGCUAAGGCCGGCAUCACCACCACCCUGAACUCGCGCUGCUCGGUGCUCGCCGCCGCCAACUCCGUGUUCGGUCGCUGGGACGACACGAAGGGCGAGGACAACAUCGACUUCAUGCCGACCAUCUUGUCYCGCUUCGACAUGAUCUUCAUAAUCAAGGACCAGCACGACCAGCAGAGGGACAUGACUCUGGCUCGCCACGUCAUGAACGUCCACCUGAGCGCCCAGACGCAGACGGAAGGCGUGGAGGGCGAGAUUCCUCUGGCCACGUUCAAGAAGUACAUCGCCUACGCCAGAACUAAAUGCGGCCCUCGGCUGUCGGCGGCGGCUGCUGAGAAGCUGAAAAACCGAUACGUGGUGAUGAGGAGCGGCGCGAGGGACCACGAGAGGGAGUCGAGCAAGCGGCCCUCCAUCCCCAUCACCAUCAGGCAGCUGGAGGCCAUCAUCCGCAUCGCCGAGUCUCUGGCUAAGAUGAARCUGCAGGCCGUGGCAGGAGAAGAAGAAGUGGACGAGGCCCUGAGGCUCUUCCAGGUGUCCACGCUGGACGCGGCGCUGUCCGGCAGUCUCUCCGGAGUGGAGGGAUUCACCUCGCAGGAAGACCAGGAAAUGCUGUCCCGCGUCGAGAARCAGCUCAAGAGACGCUUCGCCAUCGGCUCCCAGGUGUCCGAGCACAGCAUCGUCCAGGACUUCACCAAGCAGGUCAGCUGGCGUUCAAAACGCACGCAUUAA
Molecule: messenger RNA, 1368 nt
Organism: Poecilia reticulata (guppy)
Lineage: Eukaryota; Metazoa; Chordata; Actinopteri; Cyprinodontiformes; Poeciliidae
Source: RefSeq, a predicted model, not a curated record